AUGGUGGUUGGGAACAUCUACGUGAUUGCGGCCAUCGCCGUCGUCGGCGGUGGCCUGUUCGGUUUCGAUAUCGCCUCGAUGUCGGCCAUUAUCAGCACUGAAUCCUAUCUCUGCUAUUUCAACCAGGGUUCGGUGACCUACGAAAAUGGCGUCAGAAACUGUGCUGGUCCUACCUCGAACGUUCAGGGUGGUAUCACGGCUUCGAUGGCCGGUGGCUCUUGGCUUGGUGCUUUGGUGUCCGGUUUCCUCUCUGACUUGACCGGCCGAAAGACCUCUAUCCAGAUCGGUUCGGUGAUUUGGUGUAUUGGCUCGAUUAUAACCUGCGCUUCCCAGAACAUCCCGAUGCUGAUUGUCGGCCGUAUCAUCAACGGUUUCAGCGUUGGUAUCUGCUCUGCACAGGUUCCUGUCUACAUUUCUGAAUUGGCUCCGCCCACCAAACGUGGUCGUCUCGUCAGUCUUCAACAGUGGGCUAUUACCUGGGGUAUCAUGAUCAUGUUCUACGUGUCUUAUGGCUGCAGCUUCAUCAAGGGCACCGCUUCCUUCCGGGUCCCGUGGGGUCUCCAGAUGAUCCCUGCCGUCUUGCUCUUCUUCGGGUUGAUGAUUCUCCCCGAGUCUCCUCGUUGGCUCGCCCGCAAGGACCGCUGGGAAGACUGCCAUGCAGUGUUGACCCUGGUCCACGGAAAGGGUGAUCCCAACUCGCCAUUCGUCAAGCGCGAGUUUGAAGAGAUCAAGGAGAUGUGCGAGUUUGAGCGCCGCAAUGCCGAUGUCAGCUACCUGGAGCUCUUCAAGCCGAACAUGAUCAACCGCACCCACGUCGGAGUCUUCACCCAGAUCUGGUCCCAGCUGACUGGUAUGAACGUGAUGAUGUACUACAUUACGUACGUCUUUGCCAUGGCUGGGUUGAAGGGUAACAACCUGCUGGUCUCUUCGAGUAUCCAGUACGUCAUCAACGUGUUCAUGACGGUCCCGGCCAUCCUCUUUGUUGACCGCUGGGGUCGGCGCCCGACUUUGCUGUUUGGUGCCCUCUUCAUGCUUAUCUUCAUGUUUGCCAACGGUGGACUGCUUGCGAGUCGCGGUCGCCCGGCUCCUCCUGGUGGUCUCAACAACAUUGAGACAGAGUCCUGGAUCAUUGAGGGUCCUCCCAGCAAAGGUGUCAUUGCAUGCACCUACCUCUUUGUGGCUUCGUUCGCCGUCUCGUGGGGCCCUGUCUCCUGGACCUACCCUCCAGAGCUGUUCCCACUGCGUGUGCGUGGUAAGGCCAACGCGUUGACCACCUCGUUCAACUGGGCCUUCAACUUCGCGCUGGGAUACUUUGUGCCCCCGGCGUUUGUGAACAUCAAGUGGAAGGUGUACAUCCUGUUCGGAGUAUUCUGUACGGCGAUGUUCAUCCAUGUCUUCUUCCUGUUCCCCGAGACGGCAGGCAAGACGCUGGAGGAGGUCGAGGCCAUCUUCACGGACCCCAACGGCAUCCCGUACAUUGGCACUCCGGCGUGGAAGACCAAGAGCGCCUUCGGCCAUGCAGUGGCCAUUGAGACGAAGGGCUAUGACGAGGAGAAGCUUGCGCCGGCGGCACACCAGGAGGAGGCCAAGACUGUGUCGGCGUAG
Molecule: messenger RNA, 1605 nt
Organism: Rasamsonia emersonii CBS 393.64
Lineage: Eukaryota; Fungi; Ascomycota; Eurotiomycetes; Eurotiales; Trichocomaceae
Product: MFS glucose transporter
Exons: 5
Coding region: 1-1605 (534 amino acids)
Biological process (GO): carbohydrate transport; transmembrane transport
Cellular component (GO): membrane
Molecular function (GO): carbohydrate:proton symporter activity
Source: RefSeq, a predicted model, not a curated record